Molecule: messenger RNA, 507 nt
Organism: Wasmannia auropunctata (little fire ant)
Lineage: Eukaryota; Metazoa; Arthropoda; Insecta; Hymenoptera; Formicidae
Product: transcriptional repressor protein YY1-like
Exons: 2
Coding region: 1-507 (168 amino acids)
Source: RefSeq, a predicted model, not a curated record
AUGGCGUCGCCGCCGGAGAUUAAUAUGGCGUCCUCGGACAUAAUAACCGAAGUGGAGAUUCAACCGGACAUUCAGGAGGUCGAGAUAGAGACGAUACCGGUGGAGAUACCGUGCGAGACCGUGGAGACGACGAUCGAGGGCGAGGACGGGCAGCCGAUGAUAGCGCUGCAGCCGCUGCCGGAGCCGGGCCGCGAGGAAAUCAUACUGCAGACGCAGGAGGAGAUCGUCGGCGCGGACCCGCUCAGCGUGUACGACCAGAUCCCGGUGCCGGACAACGACAUUUAUGUCGAGUCCAGCCCCGGGCCGUCGCGCAAAGCCGCAAAGAAGGCGCGCAAGAGCGGCGGCACGCGCUUCCGCGCGUCCGACCACGCGAUCUUCGGCGAGAUGGCCACCGAGACCAAGGCCAGGAAGUGGGAGCAGAAGCAGGUGCAGAUCAAGACGCUCGAGGGCGAGUUCUCGGUAACGAUGUGGGCGUCCGGCACGGACGACGACUUUCCCCAGGAUUAA